UGAUUUUACACGCGUGUGUUAAUCAGCGCUUUCUAAAGUCUCACCUUGGACGUGUAGUGUUUCGUUAAUAAAUACGUCAUAAAGUGUAAAUGCGCAGGGCUGAAAUUCUUUCUGUACGCCCACUAACAUCUGCACUGCAGAAUUGCUUAGACGAUUAUCUGUGAAUACAAUAAAUACGUGAGCCCAAGGAGGUAUUAUGCACCAUGGAGCACAUGAAUGUAGCUGGCGGCUACUUUAUAUCAGCAAAUGUUAAUAAUCGCUGAUGUAUUGGUGAAACAGACGGCAGUUUAUUACUGAAAAUGAGUAACUCCCUUUUGUCGCAAGAAAGUUGGUCUGGACGUCUCUACACUGCUGCUGAUAUUGCGAUUAUUGGUGCUGGGCUGUCGGGUUUGACAGCAGCAUAUAGGAUUUUAAAGAAGGACCCAAGUCUGCGUGUAAUUGUGCUAGAAGCGAAGGAUGAUUUCGGGGGACGGACGCAGACAGUGCUACUAAAAGUUGCUGGUGGAGGCAAAGAACCAUUUGAUGUUGGUGGCCAAUGGGUCGACUCUGGACAGGAUGAUAUAAUGCUGUUACUGGAUGAGUUAGAAAUAACUAGCUUCCCACAAUACAGAGACGGAAAAAAAGUUUUUGAAUUUGGAGCACAUUUGAAAACAGAAGACAAUUGUUUUAUCCCGGCCUGUUCAUGGUACUGUCGUUUUCAACUGAACAGCUUUGUACGUAAGGUAGAGAAUAUAAUGAAAAGAAUCAACUGGAAUGAGCCAUUAGAAGAUCCUUAUGUUAAAGAAUUAGACAGCAUGACGCUGGAAACUUUUCUCAACUGCCAUCUUCAAACACAAUUAGCUGUUGGUAUCAUGAAAUCAUUUGUUCAGACUUGCAUAGGGGCUGAGUCUUCUCAGAUUUCGGCAUUAUAUUUUAUAUCAUUUGUAAAUGGAAAACAAGGAUUUAUAAACAAGCUGAAACUGAUAUUCCCAGGGGACGACACCCAAAGAAUUAUGAAUGGUGCACAUUAUAUAUCAAUGAGGCUUGCUGAGGAAAUUGGAGAUUCUUUGGAACUGGGUGAUAACGUUAUAGAAGUAGUUCAGCUUGAUGAAACAGUUGACAUUAUGACAGCAAGUCAAAAAUUAUAUCGGUGUCAAUAUGCAAUAAUGGCAAUACCACCAAGUGAGGUGCAGAAAAUAUAUUUCAUGCCUCCUUUGCCAGCUCAACACAAGAAGCUCUUAGAUCACUUUCCUGCUGGCCAUAUGAUAAAAUUUGUGGCAACCUACAAUGAGAGGUCCACGGCCCUUGGAGAAGUGGAGCACACCUGUGGAAAUCACUGCCUCGAUCUUGGCCUGAAUUGCUCUGUGUAUAUCAUGUGGAAGGAGGCCGGGACAGCAGAAAAGAAGCAGCCCAGGUGUCAUGGCAAUGUCGGGGCAGGUAUCAUGGUGAACCUCUUGGGGAAUACUGGAGGGGUGGGUGAAGAGGGGGAAUGUGGUGAGGAUACCAGCAAAGAGGCCAGAGGAGGAGAGCUGUUUGACAGAGCAAGAGGUGGUGGGGCGAGAUUGACAGGGGAUGGAAUGAUGGGAGGUGGCAUCAACAAUAUGGCAGUUUGUCAUGUCAUGGAGGAGGCCGUGAUGAGAAAUAAAAUCAUUGUCAAGGAUGGGGCCUGUAGCAUCAGUGAUGAACUUAAAAAUACUAAUGAUAAUGAUAACAUGCAGGCUUUUUGGCGUGAGAAAGAAUUGUCGGGUGAAGCAGUAAGUGAUGGUGGAUUAGAUCCAGCAGAGUUUCCGAUUAGCAUGACGUAUGACCUGACCACUCCUGGGGGUCAUCCAGCAAUUGGGGGCUACAUAACUGGCAGCCAAAUGGACUCCUUCAUACUUAGAAGUGCUGAAAAACGAAAGCAGUUGGUAUUACAUCAUCUUUUGAAACUGUUUGGAGAGGAAGCUUUAAAAUCUAUCGAUUAUGUAGAAAAAAACUGGUGUGAAGAAUUAUACAUUGGUGGAUGCCCAAUUCAAUACCUUACUCCUGGUGUUAUGUCAUGCAAACAUUUCAUGAGGCAACCCUUUAUAAGGGUGUACUGGGCAGGAACAGAGGCUGCUGUAUCAUGGUUCGGAUACAUGAAUGGAGCCGUGCAGGCUGGGAAUGUGGCAGCACUGGAGACUUUAUAUCAACUAAGACCACAGUGUCUCUCAGCUCAUGACCUGAUACAAGUUCACAGUAACAAGACCACCAUCUGGAAUCCCCUGGUGGCUACUAUGGGUAUCACUGGGCCUUAUUGGAGUUACCUACAUUGCUUAUCGCAUGUACAAACGAUAAUAGCUUUUGAAACUGUUAACCAAAGUGUGAUACAGGUUUUUGUUUAG
Messenger RNA from Schistocerca serialis cubense, 2342 nucleotides. RefSeq names its product amine oxidase [flavin-containing] A (gene shps). The record is from RefSeq and is a predicted model, not a curated record. The transcript is spliced from 11 exons. NCBI's taxonomy places the organism in Eukaryota, Metazoa, Arthropoda, Insecta, Orthoptera, Acrididae. Gene Ontology annotation, molecular function: oxidoreductase activity. The coding region runs from base 300 to 2342 and encodes 680 amino acids.